Messenger RNA from Linum trigynum, 2705 nucleotides. The record is from the annotation of a GenBank genome assembly. NCBI's taxonomy places the organism in Eukaryota, Viridiplantae, Streptophyta, Magnoliopsida, Malpighiales, Linaceae.
GUGUCCAUCCCAGCUGAGAGAAUCAAAUGCCCAGAUUUGGGGAAGAAUCUGAUGGCGGAAACACCCUUCGUAUGCCCGCUCGAUGUUGCGUCUUCCACAAACCCUAACUUGUGAUUCAUCCGGAGCGGUGGAUUUCGCUGGAAGGAGACGCGGCGGAGAGGAGUCUGGAGAGGAGCUAGGGGUUUCGAGCUCAGCGGCGGCGCGCUCUUCCAUUCCUUCGCCGUCGUUGUAGGAUGCUUGGAGAGUAUCCAUUUUUCGCUGUUUGUUCGACGGCGAUUUUGCGCGGGAGGUGAGAGCAAACAAUUCCGAACUCCGAAGACUACCAACUAACUGGAUUUUGUUCUGAAUGGGCCAUAUGUUGUUGGGCUCCCGGAUUGCGUUAAGGCCCAUUCAUCUGCUUGAAUAGAAAAAGAAAAGGUAAAUUGGAAGUUUGAUCACGGGAAUUGCUAAAAAUUUCACGUUUGCCAUUAAAAUUAGUUUAUUUCACUUAUAGUCACUAAAAUUAGUUCAACAGUUAAAGUUUAGUCACUCUCCGUUAGUAUCUGUUAACUUUUGCUAAUGUGGCAGUCAACUCAAAAAGUUAACCGUUAAAUAAAUGACAUGGCAAUUAAAAAUAAUUAAAUUUAAUCUUUUACAAUUUCCACUUCACUAUAAAAAUAAAUAAAAUAAAACUAAAAAAUAAUUAUAAUUAUCAUCCUCGGCUGCCAGCUCCACAUCUUCGCUUCUUCUCCUGUCCCAAGCAAUCUCUGAGUCAUCGAUCGACAUCCAAAGCAAAAAAAAAAAAAUUUAACUGUUACAAAAAAAAUGCAAGGGCAAGAACUCCAUCGCCGAUAACCAUACAAGUUCCAAUCAAAGCUAGGCCGAGCAGAGCUUUCUGCAGAAGCUUACUCUUCUCCAGAGCAGAUUUCUAGCUGGACGCCUGGACCUAGUUCGAUUCCGGAGAUUUGCAGCGGACCCAUCUUUCUUAUACUCGGAGAGCUCCUUAUCUGCGAGCUGGAAAUUGGGGAAAACAGCAAGAUGGGCAUGGCGGCAGAGCAGAGAAUACAGAGCAAUAGUGACACCUUCACCAUUAUCAUCAGCUCUAAGCACAAUGAAGUGUUGAGAAACCGGGCAGCAAUCACAAGCAAGAAUAGAAUGCACAAGACACACGAUUUUUACGUGGAAAACCCAAAUCGGGAAAAACCACGGGACCUUUGUCCAAGCCACAACUCCACUAGACUUUGAUGGGAUUACAAGUCCUCUCUAGACUAGCUAGAGGAUUACAAGCACCUCAAGAACACCCUUCUUGGAUCAACAAUCAACCACAAUAGCUCUCACCAACAUGGUGGAUAACAAGAACAAGAGCAAGAUAAAGAAAGGUUGAGAGAUACCCAAAAACAGAUUCGUACACCUUCUGUCCAGUAGCGAUUCCCGACGAACUAGACCUCAGAAUGACGAUCCCUUCGGUCAGAAUGAAGCCCAGACAAUUUCAAACCCACCACCCAAAUUUCAGGAUGAUCCAACGGUUCAAUCUUCAAGAACGCUCACUUGAACAGGCUGUCCUGCUGCAGAAACGAAAAACUGUAGCUCUUUCUCUCUUCUCUCUUUUUCCUUAUCUCUUCUCUUUUCUUGAUUCUCUCUCUGGAAAAAAUGAAAGGCUGAACUCUCUUUUCCCUUUUUGACCAGAUAAUAACUCUCUAUUUUGAAAAGAAAGGAUCUUCUAGAAACCAACCAAAACUCAAACUCAAACCGGUUAAUCCAACUACCAUAUGAGUUGGACCAACCCAACAAAUUUCCCCCUCCAGCUCAUAUGGGGGGUAGCACCAAACCUACUUCAUCUCGACAGAAGAUAUGUUUCCCACUUGGUAGAGACUUAGUCAUCAUGUCCGAACCAUUGUCAUCCGUAUGCAGGGGCGGACCCAGGGAGGAUUGGGGGUGUCCCCGGACACCCCCAAAAUCUCGGAGAAAAAUUAUCGAACCCCCGGUAGUAGUUUGAGCCUAGGAAAAAAAAGGAAAAAAAAAUAGUUGUUAAUGGGAUUUGAACCUAGGACAACCUAGUUAUUAGCUAACAUGUUUUCCACCACACUACAACUCAUAUCUUGUUGUAAAUUUAAGAUACGGAUAGUUAUAAACAUAUUAAUUUUAUCCACAAUUUAACACCAAAACCCUAAAACUAAACACAACUCACAUUCAAAGAUCGCAAAACAAAAAAAACUGCGGGCUGCGGCUGCUCAUCCUCGCCCUCCUUCACCGGCCAGCGACCUCACCCUCUUCCGCCGGCCUCACCCUCCUCCGCCGGCCUCACUCUCCUCCGCCGGCCUCGCCGGCUCGCCCUCAUCCGCCGGCCUCCUCAACCUCCUCAGCUCCUCUGUUCUUCAACCGUCAAUAUUGGGGUACAACAGCGGACAGCCGAACAGCGUAAUCCGCUUCUCAAUCCCUUUCAACCUCUCCCCAAAUCUCCUGAACACCGCCAACGGUUCGUCAUCGGAAGUCCACUCAUCGCUCUCCCCAGGUAAAUUGAAGAACAGCAAGUCCCAAAUCUCCUGAACACCGCCAGCGGUUUGUCUACUCCCUCUGCCCCAGGUAAAUCCGCCAUUUCAAUUGUCAGUUUCACAUGUAAACAUGUAAACAGUAGUUUUAUAGUGGGGAAGCAUAACUUGCACCGGCAUUUCAAUUGAUGAUUCAUGGAUUGACAAAGACAGUAGCAAUACAAGUAUACAAAGAUU